GGACAAGUGGAUUAGAAUGAAACUAUGACAAUUUUAUUCAAAAUGUGUUCAACUCUCAUUACGGAAUAUCAAAUAUUGAUUUAUUCACACCGAUAGUCGACAAUGAAUUCGUACGGUAACGAGAUCACUUCAGUUAAUGCGCUGCAUAGUCCUACUAGCCAUAUGAUAUCAUCACAUUCCUGCUCCUCUCCACCACCUUCAUCACCGUCAUCACCGUCAUCAUCCUCAUCAUCUCGAUCACCGGAUUCAAUGAGAGCACCAUCUAUUACUGGUUUACCACAAUUGAAAAAUCUAACAGCUACAGAAAUUGCUAAUCUUAAUAAGAAUCCUUUAUUGACAACUUAUUCUAAUGAAAAACAUUUACAUUAUGCUAAAAUUCCAAAUAUUAUUACUACAGAUUUAUAUAAUACAAAUGAUAUUUUACAAACAAAUGGACAGCUAUUAACUACUACUACUAUUUCACCGAAUACUGAUCAAUGGGAUUUAAAUUAUCAUAAACAUUAUUUGAGCAAAAAACAUGAACCACUGAAUAGUACAUUAUUUUGUGGUCCAGGACGUAAACGUUAUUUAAUUGCAUUUUUAUGUUGUACCUGUUUGACAAUUGUUAUUGGUAUGCGUUCGGAGAUGUUAGGAAUUAUUACCAAUCUAAAUAAUACACAUUCACGUAUAACACUUAGUUUUAAAUAUUCGCUGAAUAAAUAUCAAACUGAUCCAGUACAUUUUAAUAAUCAUUACAAUGUACUAACUCAAUCACAACUUGUUGAUUCAACAAACAGAUCAAUCCCAUUGAAUGAAGAGAAUAUUGAAGACAACGAGGAAGAGCUACACACGGAUUCACGUCGUUCCAUGUUGGAACAUACACGUCCUACUACAUCGUUAAUAUUUAAACCAUCUGAACAUCGUAAAAUGCCAUGGACUGAAACAAUUAAAAAUGAUCUUGUUGAAAAUUCUGUAUUUUUUGCUUAUUUAAUUACAAGUCCAAUCGGUGGUUAUUUAACUGUCAAUUAUGAUUCAUCAUUUUUACUGGGUAGUUCAGUUGCAAUCACAUGUGGUAUGAAUUUAUUUUUACCAUUAGUCGAGACAAUUGGCAAUAAUAUGAAUGCUAAACUGAUCAUGAUUAUAUUAUUACGAUUAAUACAAGGAUUAGCUGAAGGUUGUCUUAUUCCAGCUGUAUUUGGUGUACUACGUUUUUGGAGUCCAGAAAAUGAACGUUCCACUUUGGUGUGUUUAGCUGUAAUCGGUGUCUCAUUAGGUCCAUUAAUUGGUUUACCUGUAUGUGCUGAAAUUGAGAAAAAAUGGGGUUGGGGUGUUGUAUUUUAUAUUUAUGCUAAUUUAGGUUUAAUUUGGUGUAUAUUUUGGUGGAGAUUAAUUGAUGAAAAACCGAAUAAAGAUAAAAAAUUAAGUAAACGUGAAUUGAACUAUUUAAAAGCAACUAUAUCAAAUCGUAUAUUAUACAAUGAUCAGUAUACACAAAUACCAUGGCAAAAAAUUUUCACAUCACGUUCAGUAUAUGCAAUUUUAUUUACAUAUGCUGCAGAUGAUUGGACAUUUCAAAUUUCUUCCGUAUGUAUGCAAUCAUUCUAUCAACAAAUUUAUAAUGUUGAUGUAGAACGAACAAUAUUUUUUUUAUCAUUUCCAUUUUUAUCAAGAUCAAUGUUUGUACCGAUUGGUAAGUUUGAGUAA
Messenger RNA from Schistosoma turkestanicum, 1683 nucleotides. NCBI's taxonomy places the organism in Eukaryota, Metazoa, Platyhelminthes, Trematoda, Strigeidida, Schistosomatidae. The record is from the annotation of a GenBank genome assembly.